Molecule: messenger RNA, 735 nt
Organism: Adineta ricciae
Lineage: Eukaryota; Metazoa; Rotifera; Eurotatoria; Adinetida; Adinetidae
Source: the annotation of a GenBank genome assembly
AUGUCUUGCUGUUCUUGUGCGAAACAUCUUCUUAUCUUCUUCAAUCUGAUCAUAUGGUUGACUGGUGGUGCUUUUCUAAGUUGUGGAAUUCUUGUUCUAUUCAAACGAGAUUUGAAUGAACUUUUUUCCUUACUAUCCCACGAUUCUCGACUUAUACCAUCUUUUCAUAAUAUUGGUUAUAUUUUGCUUGGCGUUGGCGCUCUGAUCUUUAUUGUUGGUUUAUUAGGAUGUUGCGGGUCAGUUCGAGGAUCUCGAUCACUACUUGGUCUAUAUGUUUUCUUUAUCAUAUUGGUCAUGGGUGGUGAACUUAUUAUUGCCAUGUAUACGGUAUUGUUAAGUGAUGAAUGGGAUGCUCGCUUACCAAAAACACUACAAAAACGAAUUUUGACUUACAAUUAUUCAACGCCUCAACGCUUCGAACGAGAUUUAGAUGGCGUUCAAAGACAGUUUGCAUGCUGUGGAAUCGAUGGUCCGCUGGAUUUUCAAUAUAAUCCGGAUUACAAACUUUUUGAUCGACAUCUUCCUCCGUCAUGUUGUAUGAGUUUACUAAAUGGAAUUUGCCUAGAAGUCGAUGCAUAUCGAACAGGGUGUUACCAAGCAGUUAAUGAUCAUAUUCAUUUCUAUUCAAAAUUGAUUGUUGCAGCUGGAUUGAGUAUUGCACUAAUUGAGUUAACGGCAUUGAUAUCAGCUGUUUGCCUUUGUCGAAAUACAUUGUACGACGAUGAUUUUGAUUGA